UUCUUGAAUAGCACGAGAUGGUGGCGCAAGACUUCAGCGACAUCCAACACUGCGACAACAUCAUGGCCGAGUUGUCGCUUACACCCGACGACAUGUUGGUUCCCAUACCUGCUUAUAUCAGAAGAGACAGGAUCAGCUUAAUCACACAGCACAAUAACCUCAUUGACGACUGCCUUCGGCGAGCUGGCUUGGAGGCCACUUCGGAAGACGAACUGUCGCCCUUGUCCAUCCUGGAGGCAAUCCUCCUCAUCCAGAAGCACGAGAGGGCGAAGCAAGGCCGAGCCAAGGCUGACCACCGACGGGAACUUCUGGCCAAACAGGAAAGAGACAGAGGACGAGGUCGUCAGCAAGUGUCCCUCGAGGUUGCAGUAGUGCGAUUGCAAGCAUUCACCCGGGGAAUGCUUGCCAGGAAAAGGGUCCGACAGAUGAGAUACGACGAGGAGAUCUUUCUGGGGCUGCGUCCAGAUCCUACUCUGGACCGCAGCUGGAACAGUAAGCUUCAGAAGGUGAAGGAAGCAAGAUACCAACAACAGGAAAUGAGACAGAGAGACUUUGAGCUUACUACCAAAAGAAUCCAAACCAAGAUCAUCUAUGAAGACGGCACUCACCUUCUUACGACAAUGGAGGACAAAAUACGCGCUUGGAUGUUUGAGAAGAAACAUGAAACCGGCAAAUUUCCUGAUCUACCUGAAGAAGAAGAAGGUGGAUCCUCGAGCAUUGUGGGAAUGGCGCGCCCAGACGACGAUUCAGGAAGUGAGAAAUCGGACAAAAAGACUGAGAAGGAGAGAGCCAGAGAGAAGGAUAAACAAAAGAAGAAGAAAGAAGAAGAAGAGAGGUCUGUCGUCAUCAAGCCGUCUGUCUUUGCCGCUGACAUUCGCGCCUCUUGUGAAAAAUAUACGGACGUCUGGUCCGUGAGGGACAUCGAGAAGAACCCUAAGGAGCGACCCGAGGAGGACAUGAUCGAGGUCGAGCAGAGGACGAGGGUGGAGAUUGAGAUCAGGAGGCAGGUCGAUUACCUCAUGAGGCAAGAACUGCAGAAACUGAAAGAGGAUGUUGACGGCGAGAAGAGGGGAGCGAAGAAGAAGAAGAGGAUGAAAAAAGGCGGGAAAAAGGGCAAGAAGAGGAAGGAGAAAGACUUGACGCCCGACAGAACGACCGAAUCUCUGUUUGAGGAAAUGGUGCUGAAUGGUAUAAUAAAGAAGGUUCCAGAAAUCCGGCUGAGAGACUUGCACGGCGACAUCAACCUCAUCGGGUCAGACAUCGUCGCUAAAACGAACUACGCGCAGCCGGCGUUCGGCGACAUCAAGAACAUCCUGACGGAGUAUGUCGUCCUCCCGAUGGGAAUUGACUUGGUUCACGAGAAGGCCCAGCUGGUGAAGAGCGUGUUGCUGUGUGGGCCGAGGGGCUGCGGGAAGACCACGCUGGUGCAGGCGCUCGCUCACGAGUCCGGCGCCAUCCUCAUGGACCUCACGGCCACCAACAUCGUCGGGCGGUACCCCGGGAAGGCGGGACUCAACAUGCUCACUCAUCUAAUCAUGAAGGUGGGGCGUCUGUUGCAACCCACUAUUGUGAUGAUCGAUGCCGCCGAUAAAAUGUUUCUAAAAAAGGUACCAAAGACUGACAAGUCUGACCCAAGGCGGCUAAAGAAGGAGAUGCCCAAGAUGCUGAAGAACAUCCUGCCGGAGGACAAAAUCAUCUUUAUAGGCAUCUCGAAUGCCCCUUGGAACUGCGACGUGAAGUCUAUUGCUUCUGUGUACCAAAAAAUCCUCAUGAUCCAACGUCCAACCUAUGGCGCACGCGCAGAUCUGUGGCGUCAUCUGAUCACUAAGAAGGGAGGCAAGCUGACGUAUCGCCUGGACCUGGGUGGACUGGCUCGCAUCAGCGAUGGGUACACAACCGGCCACAUCUGCAGCGUCGUCAGUCAGGUGGUUACAGAACAGCGCUUGACCAAACAGGACAAGGCUCCUCUGACGGCUGCAGAAUUUGUUGUACCUUUGAGCAAAAUAGAGCCAAUUUACAAGGAGGAAGAAGAAGCGUUCGUCGGUUGGUUUCAGAAGACGCCCAUCAUGAAGAAGAAAGCCAAACUGAUCGAAGAAGAGCUGGAGGCUCAGGGCCUGAAAGGAAAACAGGCUAAGAAAAACGAGGCUGCCGAAAACUCCAAGGGAAAGAAAGGAAAGAAGAAGAAGAAAUAACGAGGCUUGUUCUUAAGGAAGAUCAGUCAGUAAUGCCUUCCAAUUACAGGAAUCAACGUAAUGUACUCAUUAUGGUUAAGAGUGUUUGUUUGAAUUGUUUUUGAAUAUGACGAAAAUUAAACUUUUGAACCUACAGGACUUCACUUAUGACCUUACUCAGUAGUAUUCCGUUUCUUGCUUUGUGGAAAGACUCAGGUGGAAAGUAGGUUACUGUCUUUAUGAAGGUAUUUUGUCGAGACAAGUGGAAUUUCUUCAGAAACAAUUUUUUAUAGUAAAUCAAAUAAAGAAAG
Messenger RNA from Macrobrachium nipponense, 2482 nucleotides. Its product is annotated as IQ and AAA domain-containing protein 1-like. Bases 18 to 2192 code for a protein of 724 amino acids. The record is from RefSeq and is a predicted model, not a curated record. NCBI's taxonomy places the organism in Eukaryota, Metazoa, Arthropoda, Malacostraca, Decapoda, Palaemonidae. Gene Ontology annotation, molecular function: ATP hydrolysis activity; protein binding; ATP binding. The transcript is spliced from 16 exons.